GUCACAGUGUUUGACUUGUCCGACUAGCAGUCUGAUCAGAGGCAACACUACAGCACAAAGCACAAUCCGUUUUAAAAAUGAGCAACAGUCCUCUUCUUGUGAAUGUGGAAGGCUGGAUUGCAGAGAACCAGAAUGCUUUUCUGCCACCAGUUUGCAACAAGCUCAUGCACUUUUCCCAGUUGAAUAUCAUGUUUGUGGGAGGUCCAAAUACCAGGAAGGAUUAUCAUAUUGAGGAAGGGGAGGAGCUGUUCUACCAGCUGAGGGGAGACAUGUGUCUGAAGGUGAUUGAAAAUGGCAAACACAAGGAUGUGCACAUCAGAGAGGGAGAGAUGUUCCUGCUGCCAGCUCGGAUCCCCCACUCACCACAGAGACAGGCCAACACUGUGGGACUGGUGGUGGAGAGGAGACGGCUGCUGACUGAGACUGACUGCCUGAGGUACUAUGUGGACAAGACCACUGAUGUCCUGUUUGAGAAAUGGUUCUACUGUCAGGAUCUGGGAACUCAACUAGUGCCAAUAAUCAAAGAGUUCAUGGCAUCAAAGCAGUGUAAAACAGGAAAACCUGAUCCAAAUGAAGUCUUCAGGGAGCCUCCGUUCCAAAUGAACACCAUGAACGUGAUGUCGCCCUUCUCCUUCAAAGACUGGCUGGACAAACAGAGGCCAUUGCUGGCCAGUGGCAGGCCCGUCGACAUGUUUGGAGCUCAGUUUGAGACAGAGGCCAUAGUGUUUGGACCUGGGCUGACUGAGACAACAGUUCCACAAAGUGAUGUGUGGAUUUGGCAGCUGGAGGGAUCCUCGAGAGUGUCUCUGAAUGAGCAGGAGUUCACUCUCUCUGCAGGAGAGAGUUUACUUAUUCCUGAACAGAGCCAGUACCAGUGGAAGAGAGAUGAGAGGACCGUUGCCCUGUUUGUGGUUCAAAACCCUGAGCGGAAGAGACCCUGACCAUGACCUGCCAAUCACACAUUAACUAUACAUUACACUGUGUAUCUGGGGAGGAAAACCCCAAUUCUACACAAAUACAAGUACACAACAUGAUACACACUAUUGUAUCUGUCAAUGUAAGUUGAGUAAUGAGAAGUAAAUUGUGUAUCAUCACACACAAUAAUGUAAAUCAUGCCCUUGUAAAUGUUAAAAGCAUUUCAGUAUUAAUAGGAACAAGAAGUUGAAACUGUAAAUUGCACUUUGUCGUAGUUACACACUCUGCUGGUCAAAAGUUUUAAAACACCUUCAUUUUUCCAGUUGUUGUUGAAAUGUAUAUGUUUGAUGUCUCAGUGAUUCUGAAGUUAAAACCUGGAACAAAUCAAAAAUGAAGAUCUUUACAAAAUGGAAUCAUGGGGUCUUUCUGUUUAACUAUAUCUGAUAUAAAGCUCUGACUCAUUGAGCAGCUGAAACAAAUGAUGACACUCUUUCUACAAUGGAAAUGAAACAUUGUUCAGAAAGUUUGUCCCAACACUGUUGCAGAAGUUGCAAAUACUUGUAGUUUGCUUUGCUUUCACUUUCUGUCCAGUUCAUCCUAAACCAGCUCCAUGUGGUUUAUGUCUGGAGACUGUGCUGGUCUUCAUCAUGUGAAGCUACUGUCUGGUUCUUUUACUCUGAUGAAUCUCUAUCCAACCAGUCAGUCUUCCCCUGUUACUUGUCUUUUCCUCUCCAUUCUGACAGAAAUAUACAGGACUAUGUCCUAAUAAUUCAUGAGAGACAGAGGGUUUGUAAGUCAUCAGCCAAACAUGGGUCACCUGUAGGAAGUGUCUGCAUUAACUUUCAAUGUUUCAUUUAUUUCCUCUGCUGUAAGAGAACUGUAAGUUCACCAAUUUCUUAAUCUCUUUUUAAGAAAUGUUUUAAAUGAUUUAAUUUUUUUUUUUUUUUAACCUUGGGUAGUCUACUACUCACAUUGGCACCUUUGCACUAUUUAAGGUUGUUAGGGUAUAAAAACUGGAAAAAAUGGGUUGUGAUGAAACUUUUUAUCACUACACUAAUUUAUCACUACCUUUAAUUUUAUGUUGACAUCUUUAUGGUUGAGAGAAAACAAAGAC
This is a messenger RNA of Toxotes jaculatrix (banded archerfish), 2029 nucleotides long. It is a transcript of the gene haao, whose product is annotated as 3-hydroxyanthranilate 3,4-dioxygenase. NCBI's taxonomy places the organism in Eukaryota, Metazoa, Chordata, Actinopteri, Toxotidae. The transcript is spliced from 10 exons. Gene Ontology annotation, cellular component: cytoplasm. Gene Ontology annotation, biological process: quinolinate metabolic process; 'de novo' NAD+ biosynthetic process from L-tryptophan. The coding region runs from base 78 to 941 and encodes 287 amino acids. The record is from RefSeq and is a predicted model, not a curated record. Gene Ontology annotation, molecular function: 3-hydroxyanthranilate 3,4-dioxygenase activity; iron ion binding.